GUGACAUCUUACGCAGAGCGCUCUCUGCGCGUCGCAAUGCUUUACUCAUGCCGGACGCGCUCGAAGGUUCGUCCUUCUGCGCUUUGGAAUAUCUUUCAUCUCAAUCGCAUCCUGUCGACCCGCAUUGGUACCAGCUCCCUCGACAUCGCGUCAACCGGUGCUAACUUCGUGCAUCCAUCGCAGCCGCACUCAGGCGUUGCACGCUCUCACAUCCGCACGGCAUGGUUGCUUGUCACCUGCAAUACGCCCAUCACUUCUGAGCUUAACCUCGCCACCGCAAGGGGAAGAGGCGAGAGAGAGAAGAGGUUUUGUGGGAAGGUCACUGGGAGGAAGUCGAGCAACCUUCUGAGCUCCAUGCGCUGAUGUGCUUUGCCCACUCCCACUAUUCCCCACCCUCCCGACUCACCAGCAACUGUCUCGUCGCGUUCGUCAUCACGGCACUCGUUGGCUCGACACCUCCACUUCGUCCUCACCAAUCCUUGAACUACCAAUAUAUAUACUCGAGUACAAGUCUAUGAUCUCUGCAAUAAACAUCUAGUCGACGGAAUAAUCACGAAUACCGUUUGCGUGCAAGUGUUUCCGAAUCGCCUCUUCGGACACACGGACGCGUUUGCUUCCCGGUACAUCAGGGUGGGCACAGCUGCAGCGCUGACGAUUUGCAACCCCGGCACAGAUCGCACGUUUUGGGCACAUUUGAGCUAUGCAUCGCGCGCAACGCUUCCUCGACCGGCCACUGCUUGAACCAGCAACCACGUUCCCCGUCACCAGCUCGAAAGCACCUUCUCUAAACGACAUUUGCUGUUGGACGACAUGUACGGGCUGCGCCGGCGGGGGCGGGGGCGCCGGGGGCUGCGCUGGCGGGGGCGGAGGCUGUUCAAAUGCGAUGGUAGCUGGGUCAGGACCUGUUGGCUCGUCGACAUCCAUGGGAUCGUCCUGUGAGUCUGUGCCGUUUGGGUCUGGAUGAGAGGGGUCCUGAUUGGCGGAUGCGGACUGCUCAGUUUUGCGCACUGGCAUGCUCUGUCUCGAGAGCGAGCUGCUCAACUGUGGGAUUAAUCGUCAGUUUAUCAAGCAGAUUCUGAAUUCACCGGCCAUACCUGUCUUUUCGGUAUCAUCGACGGUGCUCGAGAGCGGAAGAGCAGUGAGGGGCCAGAGCAUUGUCACCCAUGAAGAGGGUUGUCCGCUCCAACUUCCAGAGUAUCACCUUCUUGUGAUGCGCCUCCAGUUGGCUGGGAUGCUUCACCGUUGAAUGACCACGCGACGGAGUUAUAAUCAAUUGCUUUAUAGGCCUCAUGAGGAGGAUACUGCUGGCGAGUCUUCUUCUUGUGCUUCGGAUUCUUGAUCUCCUCGUUGAAAUAGAUGAACUCUGCAUGAGUUAUGACGGGGGUAACAGGAUACAAUGUCUGCAGCCGGGUUUGGAGAUGCAGAUACACAUUUGUGCGGCGCGUGAAUAGGCGCAUGAGUGCAUGGACGGGAAGAUCAUGGUAUUCGGGGACACCUUCGACACGAACAUUGGGCAGCGUCACAAUUCCCAGGUCUGCAGCCAGUGAUUUGUCGAAAGGCACAAUGCCAGAUGUCUCCGAGGUAGCGAUUCGAGUGGAAAGGAUGGCGGGAGGCUUGAAUGAGGGGUCGACAUUGAGAUGCGAGGCAAUCUCAACGGUUUCGUCUGUGACCCACAGAUCAUAAUGCGAGCGGAACUUGGUACCGGUGCGGUUAUGGUGUCCAACCUAGAGGGAUCAAAAAUCAAAUUCUUGAUAUGGAGACUCGAA
Mycena citricolor is the source of this 1766-nucleotide messenger RNA. The record is from the annotation of a GenBank genome assembly. Lineage: Eukaryota; Fungi; Basidiomycota; Agaricomycetes; Agaricales; Mycenaceae.